AACUGAAGUCACUUUUACGGUUAUCACCAUCCGGUAAUGUUCUAAAUAUACUAUCCAUGUUCAUAAGAGGCAACCUUGGAACUUUGCAGACCAGAAUCUUGUUUUUUUUUUGAGGCUCUAAAUCAUUCUGUCUGAAUGGUUGAUUUACGCGGUUAUGUCCGUAUCAUUCAGGGCAAUUUUCUUCCAUCUCGUCUCGUCGCACCCUCAUCUCGUUCUGCUUGCUGGAGUAAAAGAGGGAUUCUCUGACGUACACCGAGGGAAUAUUUUUCACUAUAGACAGCCGAUGAUAUUAUUACGUGGUUCCUUCUCGAAUAAGCCAUUUGAACCUUUCCCGCGUAAAUCAGCAACAAAUUUCCCGAAGUAUUUUUGUGGGAAACUGAGUGAAUUGAGAUUAGCUGCUUUUAGUACUUCUGCAAGUUUGCCGGUUGUCAAUGAAGAAAAUGAAGGGAGCCCGAAAAUUGACGAGACGAAGGUGGUUGGUUAUUCCGGCCAAAUUUGUGCUAAUCAUCAGACCUACUGUUGGCUCUUAGAAGGGUAUCUGAGUUCUGGAUCUCUGAUUGAUGCUAAGAAGCUUCACGGGAGGAUCUUGAAAUCAGGUUUUGAUAAGGAUUAUGUAAUUUGCAGCCGGCUAGCUGAUGUUUAUGUUGCUCAGGGUGAUUUAAAUGAUGCAUGCCAGGUUACAGAUGAAAUGCCUAACAGAGAUGUAUCUUUUUGGAAUAAUUUAAUUUUUGGUUUGAUUGGAAAGAAGAUGGCUACUAUGGUGUUGGGCCUGCUUACAAAAAUGUUGGCAGGAAAUGUUGGCCCUGAUGAAGUAACAUUUGCAAAUGUUUUGCGGGCUUGUAGUGGAGACAAGGUUGAUCAUAAUUAUGUAAAGCAGAUUCACACCAAGAUUGUCCGUCAUGGUUUUGGUACGAAUUAUGUUGUCUGUAAUCCAUUGAUUGAUUUGUAUGCAAAGAAGGGGCACAUAGAUACUGCAAAAUAUGUGUUUCAAGGCCUGGGUAUGAGAGAUAAAGUUUCUUGGGUUGCUAUGAUCUCUGGAUUCUCUCAGAAUGGACAUGAAGAAGAAAGCAUUUUAUUAUUUUCUGAGAUGCAUGGUUCUGGGAUUUUACCCACUCCUUAUGUUUUCUCUAGUGUCAUAAGUUCUUGUACAAAGAUUGCAUUUUUUAAGCUGGGAGAGCAGUUUCAUGCCCUUAUUCAUAAGUGGGGAUUUUCAUCUGAAACUUUUGUAUGCAAUGCUCUUCUCACACUGUAUUCACGAUGUGACAAUUUGUUGUCUGCAGAACAAAUCUUUAGUAAAAUGGAUUGUCGGGAUGGAGUAUCAUACAACACUCUUAUAUCAGGUCUUGCUCAGAAAGGACUAAGUGAGAAAGCUAUACAGCUGUAUGAGAAAAUGCAGUCUGAUAACCUGAAACCAGACUCUGUUACUGUUGCUAGUCUCUUAAGUGCUUGUGCAUCAGUUGGGGACUUUCUUAAGGGAACUCAACUACACUCUUAUGCAAUAAAGGCGGGAGUGUGUGCAGAUAUAAUUAUUGAAGGCUCUUUACUUGAUCUUUAUGUAAAAUGCUCUGAUAUCAAAACUGCUCAUGAAUUCUUCCUUACAACGGAAAAAGAAAAUGUGGUUCUAUGGAAUGUGAUGUUGGUGGCUUAUGGACAGUUGGGGGAUCUCCAUGAAUCUUUCCGUAUUUUUUCACAAAUGCAGAUCAAGGGGUUGAGGCCUAAUCAGUACACGUAUCCUAGUAUAUUGAGGACGUGUACUUUAGUGGGUGCUUUAGACCUGGGAGAGCAGAUCCAUUCCCAAGUUGUUAAAACAGGCUUUCAGCAGAAUGUAUAUGUAUGCAGUGUGCUUAUUGAUAUGUACUCCAAGCAUGGAAACUUGGACACAGCACUGAAAAUUCUCAGGCGACUCGAUGAGGAUGAUGUUGUUUCUUGGACAGCUAUGAUAGCUGGAUACGCUCAGCAUGAUUUAUUCGUUGAAGCUCUUAAUACGUUUGAGGAGAUGCUGCAACAGGGAAUCCAAUCAGACAACAUUGGAUUUUCAAGUGCAGUAAGUGCGUGUGCUGGAAUUCAAGCAAUCAAUCAAGGCCGUCAAAUUCAUGCUCAAACAGUUACCUGUGGAUAUUCAUCUGAUCUUUCAAUUGGGAAUGCACUUGUUUGUCUGUAUGCUAGAUGUGGUAAAGUAGACGAUGCAUAUAUGGUAUUUGACAAGAUGAAUUCUAAAGAUAAUGUCUCAUGGAAUGGAUUGGUUUCAGGAUUUGCACAGAGUGGGUAUUGUGAGGAAGCACUGAAAGUGUUCAAUCGAAUGAUUGGAUUUGGAGUAGAAAUCAAUAUGUUUACUUAUGCGUCUGCUGUUAGUGCUGCUGCAAAUACAACAAACAUAACACAAGGCAAACAAAUCCAUGGAAGGAUGAUAAAAACAGGCUACAAUAUGGAAACUGAGGCUUCCAAUGUUCUCAUAACAUUAUAUUCAAAGUGUGGGAACCUUGAUGAUGCUAAAAGUGAGUUUCUUGAAAUGCCUGAUAAAAAUGAGGUUUCAUGGAAUGCCAUGAUUACGGGCUAUUCUCAACACGGGUGUGGAGAUGAAGCUAUAGAACUCUUUGAAAAAAUGAUAUGGUAUGGUAAUAAACCAAACUACGUUACUUUUGUGGGUGUUUUAACGGCUUGUAGCCAUGUCAGGUUAGUUGCAAAAGGGCUGGAAUACUUCAAAUCUAUGAAUGAAGAUUAUGGUCUAGUCCCAAGAGCUGAACACUAUGCUUGUGUUGUAGAUCUUCUUGGACGGUCUGGGCUUUUGAGCCGUGCACUAGAAUUUAUCAAGAAAAUGCCAAUUGAACCAGAUGCAAUGGUGUGGAGGACCCUCUUGAGUGCUUGUACAGUUCAUAAAAACAAGGAAAUUGGAGAAAUUUCUGCAGGACACCUUCUUGAGUUGGAACCAGAAGAUUCAGCCACUUAUGUUCUAUUGUCAAACAUGUAUGCAGUUUCUGGGAAAUGGGAUGAUAGAAACUGGACAAGAAAGUUGAUGAAAGAUAGAGGUGUGAAGAAAGUGCCUGGUCGUAGUUGGAUUGAGGUCAAGAACACAGUUCACGCAUUCUUUGUUGGUGAUCGUCUCCAUCCACUAGCCGAUGAGAUAUAUGAAUCUUUAGAUGAUCUUGAUAAACGUGCUGCUGAAAUUGGAUAUGUACAAGAUCGGUACAGUCUUCUGAAUGAUCUGGAGCAGGAUCAGAAGGAUCCAUCUACUUGCAUACACAGCGAGAAGUUAGCCAUCACAUUUGGACUUUUAACCUUGUCUAAUACGAUUCCCUUGCGUGUAAUGAAGAAUCUUCGUGUAUGCAAUGAUUGCCAUAAUUGGAUAAAAUUUGUGUCAAAGAUUUCUAAUCGGUCUAUUAUAGUCAGAGACUCGUAUCGCUUCCAUCAUUUUGGAGAGGGUGUCUGUUCCUGCAAAGACCAUUGGUGAUUAUGAUGCCUUGAGGAAAUUGUUAUGAUCAUACUUUAUUGAGAGUUCUAUUCCAGAGACAAAAUGAUACAAUCAACCUCGAAAUCUGUUCAAUUGAUAACUUCUGUUCAAUUAGACUCCAAACUUGAAAAAAGUUGCCUCGUUCCAUUCAGGGAAAUCAAGGGUUUUGAGGCCAUUUCAAGAUCAAGAUAUCCAACCAACUCAAAAUUUUAGUUCUGAGAAUAUUGAGUGUAUGAAACCAAAGGAUGAUGGUGCUUUGGUAUCUUAUGCUUUAUGUUGGCUUCAGGGUUCAACAUUAAGCAAAUAUACAAUAUGGCGGAGCAAAAAGGGGCAGGAUGCAGUCCGGGAGAGAAUUAAGCAUAUCCGAGCUCGAACGACUUACUAGAGUUUUCACACAAAAGAUACACGAUCUGAUUGGAAUCCGCACCGAUGUUCCAGCAUAAAUGCGAUGAUAUAUGUGUCACAAAAAGCCAGGUAUGGUGGUUUAAAAAGCCGAUCACUUCAAUAACUUUAUGUUAAUAUUGAAAAUUUUGAUACAUGAUACUUGAUCAAAGGGAAAAACGCAAAUGAGAUCAAAGCCAAAUUCAUCAUCGAAGCAGCUAAAACCAUCCUAUUGAUCCUGAAGCCGAUGUGGUUAGUAUUUUGUAACCCAUUACUCGAAUCAUCCUUACUAAAUACUAGUAAUAGCUUCCCUCCAUGGUUUUAUGUUGAUAUGGAUGUAUACCUCAAAGCCACCUGUGAAAAAAAGGAUGUAAAUAGGUUUCAUUAUUAUAAUUGCCAGCCCAGCCUUGACAUUUAUUUACAUAUAAGACCUUUAUUUAUACGUUGAAUCCACAUAUGAAAGAUGAUUUGUGUACA
Cynara cardunculus var. scolymus (artichoke) is the source of this 4306-nucleotide messenger RNA. Its product is annotated as pentatricopeptide repeat-containing protein At4g13650. Gene Ontology annotation, molecular function: zinc ion binding; protein binding; RNA binding. Lineage: Eukaryota; Viridiplantae; Streptophyta; Magnoliopsida; Asterales; Asteraceae. The record is from RefSeq and is a predicted model, not a curated record. Gene Ontology annotation, biological process: RNA modification. The coding region runs from base 155 to 3448 and encodes 1097 amino acids. The transcript has 5 exons.